GUCUUGAGCCUCUCUUCCACCUGACUCUGAGGAAGAAGUACGAGCUGCUGGUCGACAUGGAGGACUUCAGUGGAAACAAAGUGUUCGCUCGUUACUCCUCGUUUUCCAUCGACCCAGAGUCUGACGGAUACAGACUGAAUGUAUCUGGAUUCAGUAAUGGAGGGGCAGGAGACUCCUUUAGUCUUCACAGCGGACUGAGGUUCUCCACCUUUGACAAAGACCAGGACACCUGGCCCGGUAACUGUGCCAGAUCAUUCUUGGGGGCGUUCUGGUACAACAACUGUCACCAUACAAACCCUAACGGGGUUUAUCGCUGGGGGGCUGACAGCACUCUCUAUGCUGUUGGAGUGGAGUGGUCUACUUGGAAGGGUUAUGACUACUCCCUGAAGACCAUCAGCAUGAAGAUCCGUCCUGUGCAGUAGUUCUCCAGGACCAACGUACAGCAGAAUAUCAGCAGCUGAUCUCUCUCCUGAUUUCUUUCUCUUUCUCUCAUUAAGCAUGUAAUCUCA
Messenger RNA from Micropterus dolomieu (smallmouth bass), 509 nucleotides. RefSeq names its product microfibril-associated glycoprotein 4-like. Lineage: Eukaryota; Metazoa; Chordata; Actinopteri; Centrarchiformes; Centrarchidae. The record is from RefSeq and is a predicted model, not a curated record. Gene Ontology annotation, biological process: elastic fiber assembly. The transcript has 2 exons. The annotation marks the transcript as partial.